UAUGUACAGUGAAUGUAGUUAGUGCUCAGCAAAAUGCUGUUUAGAACGGGUUUCCUCAUCUGGUUCGCCUUAUCGCAUGCCGUUGAGAAUCUGGCAUUGAGCGAAGACACAUCUAACUCUACAGAUGACUUAGAUUCAGCAGUACUCGGUGCAUUAGUGAACACUUCAGACGUCCAGCUGCAACGUCAAUCAUCUAUUACCGGUUUAUGCGAUGGUGUGAAACAACUAGUAUGUAAUACAUGUAACACUUUUCGCGUUUGCUUGGGAACUGAAGUUGGCCAAGAUGUAACGGUCGCAUGUCCUACGGACCAGCCGUAUUGUAACUAUGGAACAACUACCGACUAUUGUUCCAAUGUUCCAAUUCCAAACGUAUGCACUGAUGAUACGCAAAACACACCAGUAACAUGCUCAGCCGUUGGAAUCUUCCCAGACGCUGGCAACUGUCGUAUCUACCAUGGAUGCACCAAUAUCGGACAGAGCUCGUCCAUUUACAGAUGUCCUACUGGGUACGUGUUUAAUCCCGCGUUUGAACUGUGUGCUUUGGAAAAUGUGUUUUCACGCUGCAUAAAAAUGCAAUGUACGGCCAACUUUAUCGGACAUGUACGGUACGGCCAAUCGCAGCGAUUCUACGGUUUAUGUGACGGUACCGGUCAAGCUCCGAUUGUGUACAGAUGUCCAAACAGGGCGAACUUUGCGUUUAUAGCCGGUUCUACAUUUGGCGAGUGUGGUUACCUCUGCCCGGGACAGGGAAACUAUCCUAACAGUAAUGAUCCGGCAGCUUAUUUUCAGUGCUUCUGGGCAAAUCGGCAACUACGAUACAAUUUGGUGCUUUGCCCCGCUGGAUUAACAUUUAACAGCCGUCUACGAUAUUGCACAUAAUUUUGAUUGUAAUCAGUCAUUGCUAAAAUGGAUUAUAUGCCAAACAAAUAUUUAAUAUACCUUAUUAUGCUGGUUUCAUCAUUUCAUAUCAUAUACGUUUUAAGAGAAUGUUUUUGUUGUAUAUUUUUUAUGCAAAACCAACAUCUCUACAUAGUAUUCUAUUACACAACUAACAAAUUAUUGUCAUAAUACACUUUGUGCUUUUAAGAAAGAACGCUUAUUCUAUGUCAUAUAA
Molecule: messenger RNA, 1114 nt
Organism: Anopheles funestus (African malaria mosquito)
Lineage: Eukaryota; Metazoa; Arthropoda; Insecta; Diptera; Culicidae
Exons: 2
Coding region: 34-879 (281 amino acids)
Cellular component (GO): extracellular region
Molecular function (GO): chitin binding
Source: RefSeq, a predicted model, not a curated record